AUGGCACUGUCCGCGGUGUACGUUGCGCUAACUGUUGCUGCCCUGUGGGCUGCGUCUGGCGCGUAUGGAGAAGAUUUAAACUCCUUGUGCGACAACGUACGCUUUGGCCCAUUACCGCAUCCGUCCGAUUGCCGACUUUACGUGAUGUGUGUCCUUUAUACGCCUGUCGUGUUGUCCUGCCCGGGUGGAUACGUUUUUCAUCCGGAUGUGCAGUUUUGUGUGCAGGAGUCACAGUAUCGGUGUGAUACGGAGGCAUCAAUUUCAACUACCACACCUGAACCAACCAGUGUCACAACGGAACCGGAAUGUGAGCGACGUCCUUCGUGGGAAUCUUUCUUCUGCGACGAUGUGCAAAGAACACUCGUGACGAAUCCGAUGAACUGUACGCAAUACAUCCACUGUCAAUCGAACCCACCGAGGAAUCAUCGGUGUCCGGUUGGAACGCUCUUCAACGAUCUGUAUCAGGACUGUUUGCCUGGAGACACCGUGUCUUGUGCGUUGGAAAGCGUCAGCCAGGACUUUUGUGGGAAUCGAGUAGACGGAAGCUACGCACAUCCCUACCAGUGCAACCGAUUUGUCUCCUGUGUACGGCAACAGACGAGACUGGAAUCGUGUCCACCAUUUUUUGUGUUUGAUGCAGCUAAAGCACAUUGUGUGAAGGGGAGCGUUCUUGCCUGCUCGAGUCUGUUGAAUUAGCGAUAAGA
Messenger RNA from Anopheles maculipalpis, 704 nucleotides. RefSeq names its product probable endochitinase. Lineage: Eukaryota; Metazoa; Arthropoda; Insecta; Diptera; Culicidae. The record is from RefSeq and is a predicted model, not a curated record. Gene Ontology annotation, molecular function: chitin binding. Gene Ontology annotation, cellular component: extracellular region. The transcript has a single exon. Bases 1 to 696 code for a protein of 231 amino acids.